This is a messenger RNA of Jaculus jaculus (lesser Egyptian jerboa), 822 nucleotides long. RefSeq lists its product as uncharacterized. Bases 1 to 822 code for a protein of 273 amino acids. NCBI's taxonomy places the organism in Eukaryota, Metazoa, Chordata, Mammalia, Rodentia, Dipodidae. The record is from RefSeq and is a predicted model, not a curated record. The transcript has 5 exons.
AUGAUACUUUUAAAUAUCAAGUCCAGUGUUUGGGCAUACUCUCUGAUCACACUGGGAACUGAAAUGCUAAAUUCUAUCUUUAGUUUCUACUAUGUGAAAUUUUUCUUAGAAGUAUACCAGAUUUCAGAAGUGGCUUUCUAUCAAGGGCAGCUUUAUGUGGGUACUGGAGAACUAGAGGAAAACCUCUUGACAGAGCACGAACAGGACCUCGCAUGGGCUGCCUCCGUCUUGAUGUUGAGACAAAUCUUGUCCCAGAAAAACUUCUACCUUUUCCUCAUAAUGAAUUUCUUCCAACUGUUCAAUGACUUCAUGAUGAUCUUUGCAGAUCACCUCAUUCCCAGAGGUGUUCUUUCUUCUUCCUUAAGGGGCAUCAUGUAUGGGGUAGGCUUUAUUUGCCCACAGUACCUGGUUCUUUUAGGUCAGUCCUGGCUGAAGAGAUAUGGUUACUAUAAUAUUAUCUUAAUUUCUUUCUACCUAGAAGGAGCAGCUUCCAAUGUCAUGUUACUUCUGGGACAGGAAUACUAUUACUGCUUGGCUCUUUAUCUCACUGUCAUCAUGGUGAUUGUGCAAGCUUCUUUUUGCUUGUUUAAUCUGCCGCUGGCUGACAUGGUCAAUGCAGAUUUGUUGAAGUUCAAUCGACAACCCCUCUUUUCAAUUAUUUUUGGCAUCAAUGCUUUGUUUGCCAAACCUGCUCAGUCUUUAGCUCCCAUGGUGAUACUGUUUAAAGUAAACCAGUAUGGAUAUGGGGAGCCAAGUAGAAGGCAAAGUACCAAGAUUUUUGCAGUCAGGCAAGCAAAUUCACCCUUUCAUAUUAACCACUAA